CGAUACUCGAUAGACGGUAGUGAAUCGAAGAUGAACUCAUAAAGAUAAUUCCACAUGUACAUAGUGAAUGCUGUAUCAGUAUCAUGCAACAGAUCACUAGAUGAAACAAAAAAGAAAAUACAGGAUAGUUUGUCCAGUGUGAAAAAGAAGGAGGCUUUCCGGAAGAGAGAAGCAUCAAAAACAGGUGGUGGACCCUGUACAGAAAUAAUUUUUAAGCCAUGGGAGGUGUCUCUUCUUGGUACAAUUCCAACAGAGAUGAUACAUGGAUUAGAAGGGGCAGUGGAUACUAAAUCAGAUGCAGAUCAAGGUCAAACAAAGGGGAAAUUGGAUUUGAAUCGUGAUUUGAAUUGUCCAGGAGCAACUGGAGAUUGCAGUGCAACAUCUAACAAUGUUUCAGAAUGUGUGGUUGACAUACAUGUAACAUCUGAAGAGCCCUCAAUUCCAUGUACUGGUAUGUAUACAUCUAUACUUGAUAUCUGA
Messenger RNA from Saccostrea cuccullata (small rock oyster), 480 nucleotides. RefSeq lists its product as uncharacterized. The transcript is spliced from 6 exons. The record is from RefSeq and is a predicted model, not a curated record. NCBI's taxonomy places the organism in Eukaryota, Metazoa, Mollusca, Bivalvia, Ostreida, Ostreidae. Bases 55 to 480 code for a protein of 141 amino acids.